Messenger RNA from Triticum aestivum (bread wheat), 2879 nucleotides. RefSeq names its product B3 domain-containing protein protein_Os12g40080. Lineage: Eukaryota; Viridiplantae; Streptophyta; Magnoliopsida; Poales; Poaceae. The coding region runs from base 323 to 2596 and encodes 757 amino acids. The record is from RefSeq and is a predicted model, not a curated record. The transcript has 9 exons. Gene Ontology annotation, molecular function: DNA binding.
CUGUCGCCGGCGCAGCGGCGAGCCUGCAUCCUUCUCCGUCACCACCGGAGAAGAAGAUUCCAGUGAUGGGAUUCGCGGUCCCAGGCGGAGGUGACGGCGCGGACCCAGGUGCUCCGUCCGCGUCGACCCCGCCUGCGACGAGAAGCUCAGCGCGAAAUCGGACGAGGCGAGACGGCGUAGGCGGUGGUGGUGUCUCGCUGAGGAGAAAUACCGUGGUUCGUUGUCGAUUCUGGGAGGGGAUGAGGACGAGGAAGAAGAAGAAGAAGAAGAAGAAGGUUAUUUGGGUCUUUGCGCGUGGCCUGGGAGUAGGUGUUGUCAUACAAUGAAGACAUCUUUCACAAGUUGCAACGAGUGCGUCGUGUACCACAAUUGGCACCGCAUGGGUGAUUGGAAAAAGUGUUUCGUCAAGAUUGUGGGUGAAUUCGUGGAUGUACCAAUAAACUUAGCAAAUUAUAUCAGAGGGCAGAUACCUGACAAAGUGAAGCUAGAAGUACCUGACGGUAAAACAUACAACGUUCAGGUUUCUAAGGAAGAGAAUGGCCUUGUCUUUCAAUCUGGGUGGGCAGAAUUUGCCAGAACUUAUGAACUUGUACAAGGUACCAUCUUAUUGUUUGAAUCCAGCGGAAGCUCCUGCUUUGAAGUUCGAAUGUUCAAUCAAACUGGCUGUGAGAAAGAGUUAUCCUGUGUUCCAAUGAACAACACUCCUUGUGUCAAUAAAAUGCGUUUCUUCAUGGUUAUGAUGGGUAUCGGUGCUUCAAAUAAUGGACUGACCAUACCAGAAAAGUUUGCAAACUAUGUCAGAGGACACAUAUCUGAAGAAAUAAAGCUAGAAGUGCCAGAUGGCCAAACAUAUAGUGUUCAGGUUGACAAUGAACAGAAUGAGCUAGUCCUUCUCUCUGGAUGGGAUACAUUUGUCAGUGCCUAUGAACUUAAAGAGGGUGACACAUUGUUGUUCGGGUAUAAUGGGAACUCCCAGUUCAAAGUCCGAAUCUUCAAUGUAAAUGGUUUUGAUAAAUUGUUAUCGUGUGUCGUUAAGAACAUCACUCCUUGUGUCCAAAAAAGGAGCGCGUAUCAUGAUAAUCCUUUGCAAUCACCUAGAGAAAGGACUGGACCAAAUGAUCACAGGAACAAGGCAUGCACAAUAUGCAUAGAAUGUGUUGGACGCCAUUAUUGGCACAUGGAGGAUCAUAACUGGUCUUUCUUCAAGGUUGUGAUUCUGAGUAAUUUUAAGGAUGAGAUGACCAUACCACCAAAGUUCGCCACUAAUUUCAGAGGUCGCAUAUCUGAUGAAGUCAAACUAGAAGUCCCGGAUGGUAAAAUUUAUAAUGUUCAGGUUGCCGAGGAACAACAUAAGUUAGUUCUUCGAUCAGGGUGGGCGAACUUUGCCGGUGCUUAUGAACUUAAAGAGGGUGACCUCCUAGUCUUUACAUACAGUGGGGACUCUCACUUCAAAGUAAAAAUCUUUAAACCAAGUGGCUGCGAGAACGAGUUUUCAUGUGUUACCAUGAGCUGUGGUUCUAAUGUCCAAGAGAGGGACAUUUGUCAUGAUCAAUCACUACCCACCAAAAAGAGAUGCCGAAACGAUGGUUUGACUGACAGUUGGAAAACUACAAAGAAGACUCCAACAGACUCACCUUCGCAGAAACCAAGUUCAGAAUUGAACACUGAAGAUGUCACAUCUUCAAAAGAUAUUCAGGAACCCAGAGGUUCAGGUGUCCUUCAGGGAUCUUCAGAAUCACGUUACAUUUUAGAAAUGAGCUGUAAACUCACUAGUGCCCAGAGGGCAAGAGUCGACACAUUUGUCAAGGAAAGCCAGACUGGAAUUGAAUUUUAUGUCACAGCAAUGAACGAGAAAACUCUGUCUGAUGGAUAUCUGGUCAUCUGCAAGGACUAUGCUGUCAAACACCUUCCGCAUCAAGACCAGAUGAUCAAACUCUGUCAUCCUCAGAACAGCAAAACAUGGGAUGCCAAUUUGGCGGUUAUCAGUGAUGGCGCAUGCACCCUUUCAUGCAUCCUUACUGCUGGUUGGCUGGGCUUCGUACGCGACAACAACUUGCGGGAAGGCGAUAUCUGCGCAUUCGAAGUGUCAAAGAACGACAGUAGAGUGAUGAUAACAGUCCAUCCACUUAAAGAAAGCGGUCACCCAGAGUAUGUCAUAACAGGACACACCAAACCAGCUAGCCAGCAGAAGAAGAAAUGGACUCACCCAGGAUAUGUGGUUGCAAGAAGCAUCAAACUGACUCGCAAGCAGAAGAGAAAAAUUGAAGAGAGAAUCCAGGCCAUUCGGCCUGAAAUCAAAAUAUUUGUGUCAGUCUUGCAGAGAAGCAGCUACAGCCUGUACAUUGAACAGGGAUACGCUGACUGUCAUCUUCCACGCGAGGACCAGAUAAUGAGGCUUCGACUGCCCGGGAAGAACGACACUUGGAAAGCUAAGCUCUAUGUAGGUGACAAAGUCAAUGGAAAAUUUAAUGCACUGCGCAGAGGCUGGAAGAAGUUGGUAAAAGACAAUAAGCUGCAAGAAGGGGACAUGUGCCUGUUUGAGCUGCUGAAGAACGAGGAGGAGCUCACCAUGAAUGUCCACAUAAUUAAAGCGUAGCUGGCUGGUGUCGCCCGUCAUGGCGUCGACGCCACUCUUUUGGUGAUCCGUAAUCUAGUACCUUUUCUGUCAGAAACCCACAAGCUUUUGGUUCCCCCAUCUCUCAUUCUUGCAAGAAACCCUGUCGAUGUCGACGCGACAGGUUUCAGUUUGGUUUCAGCUCCUGCGAGCAUGUCUAUGUUUUGUUUUGAAACUAUUGGUCAGUUAAGACUGGUUUGAUGUUUCUGUUGGCUUGUAAAUUGGCUAAAACAUGGUGGGAAUUGUUGCAUCAGCCUUACAGCCA